CUAUAAGAGACUCUGAAUCAAAAGGAGGGGGUUUCUUUGAAAAGAUGGGGGAGGGGUGCUUGCGCCCCGGGAGACUGGAGUAGACAUCCGGUUGUGGCCCGUCACGGCAUGUCACAUUCAUGUCACCACUCGUCACAGCUGUGUCAGGAUACCGCAGUAACGCAUCGAGCAUCUCACUUCACAACCCGGAGACCGUCCUUGAAGUCACUGUUCCCGUGAAGUGUUGAAAGAUGGCCUCAGCAUACUACGAGUUCUAUCGUGGCUCCUCUAUUGGCAUGGCGUUAACAGACUCGCUGGACGAGCUCAUCACAAGUGGGGCCAUCACCCCUCAACUGGCUAUGAAGGUGUUGCAGCAGUUCGACAAAUCCCUCGCAGACACGAUGGUAAAGUCAGUCAAGAUAAAGACAACGCUCAAGGGCCACUUGCACACGUACCGCCUGUGCGACGACGUCUGGACAUUCAUCGUGAAGAACCCGUCCUUCAAAAUGGAGGGCAACGAGAUCGUCACAGCGCCAAAGAUCAAGAUCGUGGCGUGCAAGAAUGGCGACGCGCUCGAGAACGGGAAGAAAUGAAUGUGACCGGUCCUCUGCACGGUCCGUUUCCCCCCUCCUCACUCAUCGUCCGGCCGUUCAUUUCGUCCUUGCAUGUCUGAAAGAAGCUAGCGUGCUCUUUCUAUUUUACUCUCCACCGCACGCAUCUGUGUCGAUAUCAGUAGUAUUGCAUGUAUUAUAAAUGCCAUUUUUGUAGAUGCAAUCCUCUUUUGUUGGACACCCUAUUACUGGUCUCAGGGGGUGUGUAUAGAAGAUUACCACUUGCUUGUUAU
Laetiporus sulphureus 93-53 is the source of this 823-nucleotide messenger RNA. RefSeq names its product transcription initiation factor IIA gamma subunit. The transcript has 5 exons. Gene Ontology annotation, molecular function: TBP-class protein binding; RNA polymerase II general transcription initiation factor activity. The record is from RefSeq and is a predicted model, not a curated record. Gene Ontology annotation, cellular component: transcription factor TFIIA complex. NCBI's taxonomy places the organism in Eukaryota, Fungi, Basidiomycota, Agaricomycetes, Polyporales, Laetiporaceae. Gene Ontology annotation, biological process: transcription initiation at RNA polymerase II promoter; RNA polymerase II preinitiation complex assembly. The coding region runs from base 231 to 572 and encodes 113 amino acids.